Messenger RNA from Zootoca vivipara (common lizard), 1127 nucleotides. NCBI's taxonomy places the organism in Eukaryota, Metazoa, Chordata, Lepidosauria, Squamata, Lacertidae. The record is from RefSeq and is a predicted model, not a curated record.
AUGCUCAACAGGGUGCAAACCAACAGGCAGAAGCAAGGAAAGUCUAGAGAAAAAUCUGCAGAGGUUCAUCAACGCAGAGAGCUAUGCCACUGGCCCUGCAGAUGCCCAGUGGUACCAACCUGCAGUCCUGGGGUGAGCCUGGUGAAGGAUGGCUGCGGAUGCUGCAAGAUGUGUGCCAAGCAGUCAGGGGAAGCAUGUAAUGAAGCUGAGGUCUGUGACCCCCACAAGGGGCUAUACUGCGACUACUCUGCAGAUAAGCCUAGGUAUGAAAAUGGAGUAUGUGCAUAUAUGAUAGCAGUAGGUUGUGAGCUCAAUGGGGUGCACUAUAUCAAUGGCCACAACUUCCAGCCCACUCCUCUUUACAAAUGUUUGUGUGUGAACGGUGCAAUUGGAUGUACACCUGUCUUCAUCUCAAAGCCAGCACCUAAUGAAUGUGCAGCACUGCAGAGCAGAAAGAAAUCUGGACAAUCCAAAUGUGUUUCAGGACAGCAGGAGCAGCAGUCAACCAGUUACAGAUUAAUGUCAGCUUUCAGAAGUGUACCGCUUGUUUUAAAGAAGAAAUGCCUGGUUCAAGCAACUCCUUGGACACCUUGUUCCCGAACCUGUGGCAUGGGAAUAUCUGACAGAGUGACUAAUGAAAACAGUAAAUGUGAAAUAAGGAAGGAAAAGAGAUUGUGCUACAUUCAACCAUGCCAAGCAAAAUUUCCAAACAGCAUAAAGAUACCUAAAGGAAAAACAUGCAAACCUACAUUCCAGCUUGCCAAGGCAGAGAAUCUAGUAUUUUCUGGAUGCACAAGUACACAAAGAUAUAGACCAACCUUUUGUGGAAUCUGCCUGGACAAGAGGUGCUGCAUACCCAACAAGUCUGUAAUGAUUACAGUGCAGUUUGACUGUCCAAAGGAAGGCUCCUUUAAGUGGAAGUUGAUGUGGAUUACAUCUUGUGUUUGUCAGAAGACAUGCAAUGAACCAGGAAACUUAUUUUCUGAACUCAAACUCUUGUAAGUGGCAACACAGGAAAGAAAAUGGUCAAAUAUUCCCAUGAAAAGUUGCUCAUGCAACACCACUGACAGGUAGCUGUGUUUGAAAUUAAGAGGUUUUAAAUGAAUUCACACAGCGAUCCUUUCAUC